AUGUUCCUUUUGAGGAGAGCUGUCGCGCUGCCACUUUCGCGGCCGAACUGCUGUCGGACAUUUUGUUCCACGCCAACUCUCCAAAUGGAAAGAAAAGGUUUGGUGCUCGGAGUGUUCGAGAAGAAGGGAGAAGAGAGCAGCCCAUGUUUGACGGAGGCAGCGGAGGCUUUUGACCGCAAAGUCUCCGGGAAGCUCUCCGAAUUCCUGAAAAUCUCUGGACCAUCUCUGAAGAAGGGAAAAAGCAGAGUGUUCUAUGGCGUCCACGAGGACUUCCCGUGCGUUGCGGUGGUGGGUCUGGACCAGGCGGGGGCGGGCGUGUGCCAGGCGGAGAACUGGGACCGGGCCAAGGAGAACGUCCGGCAGGCCGUAUCGGCCGGCUGCCGGGUCCUUCAGGAGCUGGAGGUCACCCACGUGGAGGUGGACGGCUGCGGCGACCCUCAGUCGGCGGCCGAGGGCGCCUUACUGGGGCUCUUUCACUACGACCGCCUCAAAUCCAAGAAAAAGACCAAAGUCACCGUGCGCCCUCAUGACAGCGGCGACGCGACGGCGUGGGAGAGAGGAGUGCAAUAUGCCGAAGGGCAAAACCUGGCCCGCCUCCUCAUGGAAGCCCCAGCCAAUCACAUCACUCCAAGCGCUUUUGCCCAGACCAUUGAAGAGAGGCUGUCCCAAUAUGGUGACCGGGUCGUCGUUAAAAAGAGAUCUCAGGCAUGGAUCGAGGAGCAAGGGAUGGGCGCCUUUCUCAGCGUGUCCAAAGGCUCCGAGGAGCCCCCUGUCUUCCUGGAGCUGCACUACAAGGGCUUGCCUGACAGCGCCCAAGCCCCGUUGCUUCUCGUCGGCAAGGGCAUCACCUUUGACAGUGGCGGCAUUUCUCUGAAGCCGUCGGCUUCCAUGGACAUGAUGCGAGCUGACAUGGGCGGCGCCGCCACCGUGUGCGCCGCCGUAGUGACGGCAGCGGCCCUGGAGCUACCUCUCAACAUCAUCGGCUUGGCUCCACUUUGCGAAAACAUGCCCAGCGGCAAGGCCACCAAGCCCGGGGACGUCGUCACGGCCAAGAACGGGAAAACCAUUCAGGUGGACAACACGGACGCGGAGGGAAGGCUGAUCCUCGCCGACGCGCUGUGUUACGCACACACCUUCGACCCUAGGGCUGUCGUCAACGUGGCUACGCUAACAGGCGCUAUGGACGUGGCGCUGGGUUCCGCGGCGACCGGAGUCUUCACCAACUCUGAUUGGCUGUGGGAGCAACUACAUAAGGCCAGCGUGGUGACAGGCGACCGCGUGUGGCGGAUGCCGCUCUUCCAGCACUAUACCAGUCAGGUGACGGACUCCCAGCUGGCCGACCUCAACAACAUCGGCAAGUACAGCAGGUCGGGCGGUGCUUGCACGGCGGCGGCGUUCCUCAGGGAAUUUGUCACCUGCCCUCACUGGGCUCACCUGGACAUCGCGGGAGUGAUGAGCAACAAGGACGAAAUCCCCUACUUGAAAAAGGGCAUGUCGGGAAGGCCCACGCGCACCCUGGUGGAGUUUGCCGCCGCCUUGGCGUACAACAAAUAA
Messenger RNA from Nerophis lumbriciformis (worm pipefish), 1554 nucleotides. The record is from RefSeq and is a predicted model, not a curated record. Lineage: Eukaryota; Metazoa; Chordata; Actinopteri; Syngnathiformes; Syngnathidae.